AUGCCACACCUUGCAAUCACGGAGAACCUCUGCGGCACGCUGCGCCCACUGGAACGGGAGCUACCCGCUCACGGCCAGGCGGGCGCGCCGUGCCCCCUUCGCAUCACGAGAACACUGCGGGCCCGUGCAACGCCAUCUGGACUGAAGGGCCCGGCCGGCGUACGCGUGUCUCGCUGCCCCGCCGCCGCCUGCUUCACGCUACUGCGCCAAUGCAAGGCCCCGCAGUGCAAGCAGCCGGAGUGUCACUGUGCUGCUGGGACCACUCUGGGCCCCGACGGACAGACCUGCCUGGAUGUGAAUGAGUGUGAGCGGGACAACGGGGGCUGCUCAGAGGUCUGUGUGAAUACCAAGGGCUCUCGACGCUGCGACUGUGGGCCAGGCCGCGUGCUGGACGUGGACGGCCGGAGCUGUAUCGAUAUUAAGGGGUGCCACACGGACAACGGGGGGUGCAGUCACAGCUGCUCUAGGGUGCAGGACUCCUUCCUCUGUCACUGUCCCCGAGGCCUCGAACUGGGGGAGGACCAGCGCACCUGCCAGGUGCCUGUGCAGUGCAGUCCCAGCUUCAUAGAGGUAUCGGUGCCCAAGGAGCUGGUGGGCGGUCUGGAACUCUUCCUGUCCAACGCCUCCUGCCGAGGCAUCUCCAACGGCACCCACGUCAACCUGAACUUCAGCCUGAAGACCUGCGGGACCAUGGUGGAGGUUGUCCAAGAUAAGAUCGUGGCGACCAACCUGGUGACCGGGCUGCCCAAAUCCAGCCCCGGCAGCAGCGGUGACAUCAUCGUGCGGACGAGCAAGCUGCUGCUGCCGGUGACGUGCGAGUUCCCGCGGCACUACGAGGUGUCGGACGGGUACCUGCCCAGCCUGCGCAGCGGGGCCCUGGAGCUGGCGGGCCACAGCGCGGGCGUCUUCCCCUUCAGCCUGGAGCUCUUCAAGAGCGCCGAGUUCUCCGAGCCCUACCGCGCCCCGCCGCAGCUCCGCCUCCGGGACUCGCUCUUCUUCGGCGUGGAGCCCGUGGAGCGGGUGGACGGGCUGGCCGCGCUGGUGGAGAGCUGCUUCGCCACGCCCAGCCCCAAAGCGGACGAGCCGCUCAAGUAUUACCUCAUUAAGGACGGAUGUAUUUCAGAUGAGACAGUGAGGCAGUACUCUGCUAAAGACCAGUUGUCCAAACACUACCAGGUGCCUGUCUUCAAGUUUGUGGGAAAAGACAACCGGGAGGUGUUCCUGCACUGCCGGGUGCUGGUGUGUGGGCAGGGGGAGGAGGACUCCCGCUGCUCUCAGGGCUGUCGGAGGCGCCUGCGUAGGGAGGUGUGGACCAGCGCUCACCUGGAGCAGCGGCUGCUGACCGGGGGCCCCAUCCAAAUCCUGCCUGAGGCAUGAGGAGACCAGCAGGCUCUCACUGACUCACAUACACACGCCACUCUAAUGUACAUUAUUUAUCACCACACACACACACAUUCUCUCUUUCUCUCUCUCACAUAUAUACACACACACUCUCUCUCUCUCUCUCUCUCUCUCACACACACCAAGCACCACUUUUUUUCUCUCUCUCUCC
This is a messenger RNA of Anguilla rostrata (American eel), 1552 nucleotides long. It is a transcript of the gene oit3, whose product is annotated as oncoprotein induced transcript 3. Bases 1 to 1377 code for a protein of 458 amino acids. The transcript is spliced from 8 exons. NCBI's taxonomy places the organism in Eukaryota, Metazoa, Chordata, Actinopteri, Anguilliformes, Anguillidae. The record is from RefSeq and is a predicted model, not a curated record. Gene Ontology annotation, molecular function: calcium ion binding.